AUGUUACCACCUCUUUUACCGACCCCAACGACACCCCAAUUUACCAACAAUCCCCCCCCCCCAUUGAACUCAAAAACUCAUACCACCAGGAGGACUUUAUCUCCUGCAGAAUUUGUUGAUAAGAGAUCAAAGGCCUUAUGUUUCUUUUGUGAUGAAAAAUUUGAAAGAGGGCACGUGUGCAAAGGAAAGAAAUCGCAACUCUAUCAUUUGGAGUUUGAGGAAGAAGACGAAGAAGAAAUGGUAGAAGAAGAAACUGAAAUUAAUACAGAGUUGGCACAUAUUUCCUUAAAUGCAAUAUCUGGCAUAUCUUCUUUCCAAACAAUGAGGUUGACAGGUAUGAGUCGAAAGAAACAGCUACAACUGUUGUUGGACGGUGGUAGCACUCACAACUUUAUUGAUAAGGAAGUGGCGAUAUUGUUGAAUUGUUCAAUUCAUACAGGACAAGACAUGAAGGUUAAAAUACCAGGUGGUGGUCAAUUAGCAUGCAACGAGAUUGUAAAAGAUUUUUGUUGGACUAUACAGGGAAUGGAGUUUAAAGCGGAUGUUUAUCUAGUUCCGUUAGGUGGGUGCGAUAUGGUCUUGGGAGUACAAUGGUUGUCAACUUUGGGUCCUAUCUUAUGUGAUUUUAAACAUCUUACAAUGCAGUUUAAUUACCAAGGGAAGAAAAUGGUUUUGAGAGGAUCAAAAAGCCCAAAACUAAGCAUCAUUAAAGCUCAACAGUUAGGUAAAUUAAUGCAUACACAUGGUAGCCUUGCUAUGAUGCAACUACGUGCAAUGGGAGAAUCCAUACCUAACUACCAGAUGAACACGACACCGCCAUCAAAGAAUCAGAAACUCCCACUGGAACUUCAACUCUUGGUGUCUAAAUAUUCAUGUGUUUUUGUUGAACCCACAACUCUUCCACCAUCAAGACAAGAGUUUGAUCAUCGAAUACCCCUCAAGGAGGGAUCUUCCUGGAAUUCGGAUGAAGGUCUUCAACUGUUGAUUAAGAAUAAGGAAGAUAAUUCAGGAUCACAUAAGCGUUACUCGUGGCAAGGAGGUGAAUUAAGAAGAAAAGGAAAACUUGUUGUAGGUAAUGUACCAGAUCUGAGAAACCGGUUAAUAAAAUGGCAUCACACGUUAGCUCAAGGAGGUCAUUCAGGUGUUACAGCUACCUACAAAAGGCUUAAGAGACAUUUUGGCAUUCCUCCUGGAACCAUAAGUGCACCACCUCCACUAAAUGAAGGUACAACAUGCAGAGAACCAGAGGCUUUGAUUGACAAAAGAAUGAUAAAGAAACAUAAUCGGGUGGCGGUAGAAUGGUUGAUUCAGUGGAAAAACCAACCUGCUGAAGAGGCUACUUGGGAAGCUGCAGAAAAGAUUAUGGAGUUAUUUCCAAAUUUUAAAGCUUGGGGUCAAGGAUUAACUGAAGAUGGGGGUACUGAUACGAACCAAAUAUCUGGCCCAAGCUCUGGUAUAUCCGACUCAAUCCCAAGUGCAGGAAUGGCCCAUUAG
Molecule: messenger RNA, 1494 nt
Organism: Lactuca virosa
Lineage: Eukaryota; Viridiplantae; Streptophyta; Magnoliopsida; Asterales; Asteraceae
Source: the annotation of a GenBank genome assembly